Molecule: messenger RNA, 2472 nt
Organism: Rhineura floridana
Lineage: Eukaryota; Metazoa; Chordata; Lepidosauria; Squamata; Rhineuridae
Gene: IDH3B
Product: isocitrate dehydrogenase (NAD(+)) 3 non-catalytic subunit beta
Exons: 12
Coding region: 52-1245 (397 amino acids)
Biological process (GO): tricarboxylic acid cycle; isocitrate metabolic process
Cellular component (GO): mitochondrion
Molecular function (GO): magnesium ion binding; oxidoreductase activity, acting on the CH-OH group of donors, NAD or NADP as acceptor; NAD binding
Source: RefSeq, a predicted model, not a curated record
GGCGGUCCCCCGGGUCCGGAAGCAGGAGGCGGCUCUGGCCUCGCGUUCUCUAUGAUGCGGGCGCGCGGAGCAUUGUGGGAUUGCAAGAUGGCGGCUCUCAGCGGCGUCCGGGCAGCUGCCAGGGGUGUCCUGUACUCCCAGAGCUGUGGAGUAUGGAGAAGCCUUGGCACCUCAGCUGCAAUUCUGCAGAGACAAGCCCAGGCAGAGAGCCCCAAGUCGGAGGGUGUCUUCCCAGUUACCAUGAUCCCAGGAGAUGGGGUGGGCCCAGAGCUGAUGCACUCGGUCAAGGAAGUUUUCAAAGCGGCUAGUGUCCCAGUGCAGUUUGAUGAGCACCACCUGAGUGAGGUGCAAAACAUGGCUUCAGAGGAAAUCCUGGAUCACGUUCUUGGCUCCAUGAAAAAGAGCAAGGUGGCUCUUAUAGGAAAGAUCCACACGCCCAUGGAAUACAAAGGGGAACUGGCUUCCUAUGACAUGAGGCUCAGGCGCAAGCUGGACCUCUUUGCAAAUGUGGUCCAUGUAAACAGCCUGCCUGGCUACAAAACACGGCACAACAACUUGGACCUAGUGAUCAUCCGGGAGCAGACAGAGGGGGAGUAUAGCUCUCUGGAACACGAGAGUGCAAAGGGCGUCAUCGAGUGCCUGAAGAUCAUAACUCGGGCCAAAUCGCAGCGCAUUGCUAAGUUUGCAUUUGAUUUUGCCACCAAGAAGGGGCGCUCCAAGGUCACGGCUGUGCACAAAGCCAACAUCAUGAAGCUGGGCGAUGGGCUUUUCUUGCGCUGCUGUAAAGAGGUGGCUGAGUUGUAUCCCAAGAUUAAAUUUGACACCAUGAUCAUAGACAACUGCUGCAUGCAGCUGGUGCAGAACCCCUACCAGUUCGACGUCUUGGUCAUGCCCAACUUGUAUGGCAACAUCAUUGACAAUCUAGCAGCCGGUCUGGUGGGUGGGGCUGGCGUGGUCCCUGGGGAGAGCUACAGCGCGGAGUACGCCGUCUUUGAGAUGGGCGCCCGUCACCCCUUCGCUCAAGCUGUGGGGAGAAAUAUCGCUAACCCCACUGCCAUGAUGCUCUCCUCUGCCAACAUGCUGCGCCAUCUGAACUUGGAAUAUCACUCCACCAUGAUCUCUGAUGCGGUGAGGAAGGUCAUCAAAGUAGGCAAAGUGCGGACAUGGGACAUGGGCGGUUACUCUACCACCUCUGACUUCGUCAAGUCUGUGAUUGAUCACCUGCACCCCCAUUAUGGUGCCUAGGGUUCUGGCCGGCCCUGCUUCCCCCUUCUCCGUCUGACACUCCCAGCCACGCAGAGACAUGCAGGCUCCAUGGACCCCUUUGGGCUGCCCCUCUCAGCAGAGCAGAGCUGCCUUCCGUCGCACAGUUGGAGCUGGCCAGCCUCUGCUGGGGAGGGAAUGUCUGCUUCUCAGCCCCCUUUCCCCCUCGUCCCUCAAACCUGGGAGUGGGUCCCACAGGGAGCCUGUGCCUGGCAGAAGGGUGUGUGUAGCGUUACUCACCUGCGGAAGGGGGUGGGUGAGAGGCUCCUGUGUGCUUUGAGCCAUGGGGAACUGCUGCAGCCAUGGUGUGCCCCCAGCAGGCCGGCUCUCUGCAGGCCUGCUAAGAAACUCUCUUCCUGCCCCACCCUCAAGACGUGGCUUUCAUGGGCCAGAAAACAGAUGCUAUGAGAGGCUGGGGUUCUGCACUGUGCUCUGCCUCUCCCGUCUUGGAGGGUGGCUCCCUUAACAGCUAGAGGUGCUCCCCUCCCCACAGAAAUCCAGACUGGCACUGGCCUUGCCCCCCUUCAAGGGGAAGGGUGUUUUCCUGGUAGCAGGUCCCUCUUCAGCAGAGCUGAACUCUGUAGGCUGUUUGUGACCUUUGUGGGGAAGGUCUGCCUUCUGCCCUAACGCUCUCGGGAGGAUGCCUCUUUGUGGCAGGCCAGGACCCCUUGGUUCCUGCAGUUCUGGGGGGGAGUGGGGAAAUCUUUGGACCUAGAGGCCUGCUGUGUGUGUGUGGUGGUUGGCAAUCAUGUGGGCUGUCUCGUUUUGGGAACUGGGAUGGAUUUCAGGAAGCAAAGUAGUGAAGGUUGCGGGCAGCUGCCUGUAUUUGUGUGUGUUGUCAUGACAUGGGCAGGGCAUCCUCUGUACUCACCUCUGAUUGUAGUCCGUGUUGAUUGUAAAUAAACCUGUAAGGCUUUUCUGCACCAAUGCUGCUCCCUUUUGGUGCUGUGUGUGUCCAAUUCCUGCUGCUGUCUCUGCUGUAGACCACAGAGAAGAUAGUAGGCCCUCUAGACUCAAAAUGAGACACUUGGAAUAUUUCCAGCCAUGGGCUACCACCUCCAUAAUCUUCCUGCUUCUGAAGUUUAAAUUUCCCUCCGAAAUGAAGUGAUGCUGCCGGGCUUCCUAGUCCUGCCCCAUACUAAUUUGCAUAAUGUAUGCACACAGUGGCUAACUGAGUAGUAAACAAUAAAAUAAAGCAUAGUAUCAACA